Carlito syrichta (Philippine tarsier) is the source of this 744-nucleotide messenger RNA. RefSeq names its product chromosome unknown C1orf68 homolog (gene KPLCE). Lineage: Eukaryota; Metazoa; Chordata; Mammalia; Primates; Tarsiidae. The coding region runs from base 1 to 744 and encodes 247 amino acids. The transcript has a single exon. The record is from RefSeq and is a predicted model, not a curated record.
AUGUGUGACCAGCAGAAGCAGGCACAGUUCCCUCCAUCUUGUGUAAAAGGUUCGGGAGUGGGACUUGGGCAAAGUAUCCAAGGUGCCUCUGUGAAGUGCCCAGCUCCAUGCCAGACCAAAGCUGUCUGUGUGACCGGUCCUGAUCCAUGCCCCACUCAAACCUAUGUGAAGUGCCAGGUUCCAUGCCAGACUCAAACCUAUGUGAAGUGCCCGGCUCCCUGCCAGACUAAGACCUACGUGAAAUGCCCAACACCCUGCCAGACAUACGUGAAGUGCCCAGUUCCAUGCCAGAUGACCUAUGUGAAAUGCCCAACUCCCUGCCAGACAUAUGUGAAGUGCCCAGCUCCGUGCCAGACAACCUACGUUAAAUGUCCAGCACCCUGCCAGACCCAGAAGUGCUAUGUCCAGUGCCCUUCUCCUUGCCAGACUUACUCAGUUCAAGCUCCUGCAAGUGGCUCAGCCUCCCAGUACUGUGCCCCUGAUCCAUGCUCUGCUCCAGUUUCUACCAGCUACUGCUGUCUGGCUCCCCGGACCUUCGGGGUGAGCCCCCUGAGACGCUGGGUCCAGAGGCCCCAGUAUUGCAACACGGGAUCAUCUGGCUGCUGUGAGAGUUCCGGGUGCUGCAGCUGUGGGUGCUGUGGCAGCUCUGGGUGCUGUGACUCUGGGUGCUGCUGCUUGGGAAUUAUCCCCAUGAGGUCCCGAGGUCCUGCAUGCUGUGACUAUGAGGACGACUGCUGCUGCUAA